AGAUCUCUAUCAUAUCCUCGUUGCUUUCGCGUGCUAUGAGAAUUCCCACCUGGACCAGCCGCCUUGAUAUAUAAAGAUUUAUGAGCCUCUCCGUUAUCUUUCUUCCCAAGGAUGUCUACAACUUCAUCACUUUCUGAUUACAAGCCUUACCACGCUUCGACAAUGGACAUUGACCGAGCCGAGUCUGGCUCCUCUCAGCUCCUACUCAAAAACUCCAUUUCCGAUGACCUCACGGCAGAUGAUAUUUCCUCCUGUCGUGUGCCCGCGCCGAAUGAUACCCCGCUCGAGACGCCCUUGGAUCUCCUGCACCGAUGUCCCCAGGAAGAACCAUCCCUGAAGUAUUUCGCUAGCAAGGAACUAGUUUCUGCAUACGGCGAGCUCUUCGAUGUCUACAAGCAUGUCCGGGUCGACAUGUACACACAUCCCAAUCUCUUGAGAAUCUUGCUCAGUUACAGGAACUUCUGUGAAUAUAACCGCUGUCUCGACAGCUCUUGCCAAGGUCUUGUUGCCGAUAUUCUUCAAGAGAUUCACGAUAGCCGCUCGGAUACUGUUCAUUUCACUACUGAUAAAAUCGAAGGCGAGAUCUUUCUUUUCAAUCUGGAGAAAGUGUUCAGAGUCAUCGAACCUCUCAUUACGUACUCGGCGGCACUUUUCUUUGCAAGCGGUAUUCUCCUACCGUUCACCUUGCUCUGGGAGAUUUUGCUUAUGCUGUUCAGCGCCGUCCUGGGAUUUGCUAGCUUUAGCGCCCGCAAGUACACGUAUAAAGUCUACGAUGCUAUCAACAAAGUGUACAAGCAUAGCUAUCUAAGCUCAUUGGCCUGUCUUGACUUGGCGGCAUUUUUCUCACGUUCGCUGCCUGGCAUGUCGCGUGUAGCGGUAUCCUUGAAGUCUUUCCAAGCUCACAUAUUCAAUCUCCCAGAGUACAACAAGGAGGAACAUGAAUUCUGGCUGGAGGAACGACUCUGGGCUGCUACUGAGUACAACAGCAUGUCUGCAGCACGCAGGUCCCGAUACAUCAUCGACGCGUCCACGACCACGCUUACUUCAGAGGUUCCCGGUAAUUCGUCAAGUUCACACAGCUCUCCUACUACUAUUGGUCAAACAAGUAGCGGCAUUCACGUUCAACUCGCGUCAACAUUUUUCCGUCGGAGGCAUUCCCCUGUUCAUUCUUACUAGAUUACUCUUACUGUCUAAACCUUUUGAAGUCUGGUACCUUGGUGAUAUUUCGUACUAAUUUGGGUUCUCAAACUGGCCGUUUCGAUUAUCUUGAAAUUAAUGACUGUUCACUGUUUCUUUGAUAUAUACCUAUGCUUGUCGGUUUGAUACAUAAUGGCACUACAUUCUACGUCUUCU
Molecule: messenger RNA, 1353 nt
Organism: Desarmillaria tabescens
Lineage: Eukaryota; Fungi; Basidiomycota; Agaricomycetes; Agaricales; Physalacriaceae
Exons: 9
Coding region: 112-1176 (354 amino acids)
Source: RefSeq, a predicted model, not a curated record